Messenger RNA from Klebsormidium nitens, 3327 nucleotides. The record is from the annotation of a GenBank genome assembly. NCBI's taxonomy places the organism in Eukaryota, Viridiplantae, Streptophyta, Klebsormidiophyceae, Klebsormidiales, Klebsormidiaceae.
CAUUCCUCAGCGCAGCACUUAGGUACUCUGUUCUGCUUCGUCCUGCGCAAUGCGCAUUUUCUGCUGCUCACGCGACGCUCAAACGCUGAUGAGAUUUGGCAGUCUCAGGUCGCAUUUUCCAUUGAGAGUCACAAAAGCAUGUACCUGAACAUCGGUCUUCAUCGCUUCGUGGCUCAGAAGCAAGGGACGGUGGGCUGCAGGAGAUCUUCUCUGAAAAGACUAAAGAGGAGACCUCGUUCUGACUGAAAAAGCGAAGUGCAUGGCAAGUCUCUUCUGCACUUGCUAGGGUUACGAACUCGGAUAGCAAAAGAUACUUGCCUUGUAGUACAUUCGUGCGGCAAAUGUACUCCCCUGAGCAUGGUGCUGCAAUGUACUCCAGGAAGGAGCGGGCCUAUUUUCAAGGGAGAACCCUGGAGUACAUUUGUGUGUCUGACUGCAAAGGGCCAGCCAUGCUGCAGCAUAUGUAGCAGAAGUCCCCUGGGCACCAGUAGGAUAGACUAGGGCCACGUCUUUCGGGGUACAGUUUUCUCAAGACCGGGUUGAUCAAUGAGCGCGCUGGGGUUAGGUUAGGGUUAGCACAACCAUGGCCCCUUCCAGGCCCCUGCCAACAGGGCCCAAGGCUGGGAGCUUCGCCAGCACCAAGGCGUUCAAUGCCAGGCUCAAAGCAAAGGCGUCUGAGACCUCCCUCGAAAAGGCAAGCAGCACCAAGCAGAGAGGGAAUGCAGCAAAGGCUGGGAUGGAGAGGGCGCUUGUAGUGUCAAAGGGGCUGGCGCUAUCACCUAUUGAGGAGAGCCCCAUAAGAGAUGGGCCGCUGCUGCUGCAGGAGGGACAGAUCAUGGUGUACGUGAGACUGCGGCCGAUGUCAAGGAAAGAGAAGGAGCAGGGGGCCAUGCAGUGCGUGGACAUCCCGUCAGAUAGGGACGUGGCGCUUACAGAAUUCUGUGCAGAGGGGGACUACUUGAGGUCAAAGCGGCUCAAGGGGCGGCACUUCACGUUCGACGUGGCCUUUCCAGAGACUGCAACGCAGCAGGAAGUUUAUAGGCUAUGCGCCGCACCCCUGGUCGAGGUGGUCCUGGAGGGGCGCAACGCCUCCGUCUUCUGUUACGGCGCGACAGGAGCGGGGAAGACGCACACGAUGCUGGGGAGGACGCGGGACCCAGGGGUCAUGGUCCUCGCCCUCCAGGACCUCUUUGAGCGGCUCGCGCAGCGAAGUACGACAGGGGAGGAGCGGUCCGUUAAGCUAUCAUACCUGGAAGUGUACAACGAGACUGUGAAGGACCUGUUGGCACCCGGGCGGCCGCUCGUGUUGCGGGACGGAGAGCAGGGCAUCACCGCUGCUGGCCUAACCCAAUUCACGGCGUCAUCGGCGGUCGAGGUGAUGUCACUGCUGCAGCGCGGCAACCAGAACAGGACCACCGAGGCCACGCGCUCGAACGAGACCUCGUCCCGUUCCCACGCCAUCCUCCAAGUCUUCGUCGAAUGCACCGCGCGCAGCCCGGCGACCGGCGGCCGUGCGCGGCGCUGCGGCAAGCUGUCGCUGAUCGAUCUGGCGGGAUCGGAGCGAGCUCUCGCAACGGACGCGCGCACCGUGCGCAGUCUUGAGGGCGCGAACAUCAACAAGAGCCUGCUCGCCCUCUCUAGUUGCAUCCGUGCGCUGGUCGACGGGAAGGGCCACGUGCCGUACCGCAACAGCAAGCUCACACAGCUGCUCAAGGACUCUUUGGGCGGCGCAUGUCACACCGCCAUGAUCGCCAACAUCAGCCCCGCGCACCAGCAACUGAGCGAGACCCAGAACACGCUUCAUUGGGCGGACCGCGCAAAAGAGAUCCGGACCAAGGCGCCGCAGGUGACGUGCGAUGACGUCCCCCCGACCGCCGAGGAGCACAUUCACGUCAUCUCGUCCAUCGAGAAAGAGAACGUGCACCUGCGCGCACAGCUCGAAGAGUUACAAAAAGUCCUGAACAGCGGAAACAUUCCGACCACCUCCGAAAUGGGGGGAACGUUCAUGGGCACGCCCCAGUCUGCUAACCGCCCCCCGCCGUAUGCGAGCCCGUACGGCGCACACCCAGAGCCGCCAAACCCCUUCGUCCGGAGCUCCUCUCGGUUUGGCACUGGUUACGGUAACCGGGAGGUUAACGAACCCCCGGCUCAAAGCUCCCCCGGGGGCGUUUCGCAGCGGGAACGAGCGCUAGAAGAGGAAAACCGGGCCCUCGUUGAACAGCUGAGCAAGGCCGAGAUGCAGCGGCGCGUCGCGCAAGCGGAGAGCCGGGCGGCCGGGAUCGACGCCGAGGCGCUGCGGAGACGGGUCCGCAGUCUGGAGAACGAGAGCGAGGAGUACCGGUUGCAAGCAACCGGGCUGGAGCAAAAGUCGGCGGAGCUCCAACAAAGAGUCCGCGACUUGGAAGCGGUUUUGGAUAGAACCGGGUCCGCGGUUAAAAAGACCGGGGCGGAGGCGCGGUUGCAAGGCCACGUGGAGGAACUAGAGCGGGAGCUCGAGGCUGCCGCGGGCCGCGAGAAGUUCCUGAGCGACCGAGUGUUGGGGCUGGAGGAGGAACUAGAGCGGGCGGGGAAUCGCGCGGCGGCAAGAAAAUUGUGGGAGCUCGAGGAGGAGGUGCGGAUUUUACGAGAAAAGGAGCGCGGGUUUGAGGCUACGGUCGCGGCGCUAAGUCACGAUCACGCGGUGAAGCUGAAGCAAAAGGACGAUUUCAUUCGGCAGGUCAUGAAGGAGAAAAAUGAGGGCGGAAAUAGAAAGUGGGGCGGGUCGGUGGGGGUGGGGAAAGAAGACGUCCGUCCGGGGUGCGAGACCCCCUCCUGGUGCAAGAUCCCCCGCGCCGGGGGGGCGAAAAUGAGGGCGGGCAGCCCCCCCCUGACGGUGUCCCCCGGGCACGACUUUUUGGGGUUGGGAAAGAAGCGCACAUUUUGGGACAUCACCAACACGGCGGGGAGUCCGAGCCAGAGCGGACGGAAGAGGACGCAGCUGGUGGCAAAGUCGGCGCCCGUGCUGACGUUUUCGACAAAGAUCUCAAAGCUGAGUGCACCCUCACCUCGUUAGGGGCCUCGACAUUCAAAAAGUGGGUGCUGCCAAGAGCCGUUAGUUAUCGGAUGCAAACGGGUAGCCAACUUUAGAAAGGAAGAGAUGAUCGAAUUGAAUUGAUAUCAUUGAAUCUGAAGAUUCUACAACAUAGAAGGCUGUGUCAAAAAAGUGUCAAAAACUGGCUUUGCAACUCUACAGCACUCAUCCUUCAACUUAAUAUCUUCUACUUGUAGUACAUGAUGAAGCAGAACAGGGUUGUGAUUGUCAUUCGACAUCAUUGCAGCGUGCGUGCG